Messenger RNA from Penicillium verhagenii, 1155 nucleotides. RefSeq names its product MFS general substrate transporter. The record is from RefSeq and is a predicted model, not a curated record. The transcript is spliced from 2 exons. Gene Ontology annotation, cellular component: fungal-type vacuole membrane. Bases 1 to 1155 code for a protein of 384 amino acids. Gene Ontology annotation, biological process: transmembrane transport. Gene Ontology annotation, molecular function: transmembrane transporter activity. NCBI's taxonomy places the organism in Eukaryota, Fungi, Ascomycota, Eurotiomycetes, Eurotiales, Aspergillaceae.
AUGUCACUCCUGGCUCCCAGGGGAAUCGUCAACACUUUCGGUGUGUUCCAAAGCUACUAUGAAGAUGACUUGCUUUCCAAUUACUCCGCCUCCUCUAUCUCCUGGAUUGGCACUGUCCAGGGCUUCCUUCUCUUCCUUGUCGGAGUGGUCGUUGGUCCCGUAUUCGAUAGAGGGCAUCUCAAAAGCCUUGUCAUCAUCGGAUCAUUCUUCGUGGUGUUCGGUCUAAUGAUGACCUCGCUGUCAACUGAAUACUAUCAAGUGUUCCUUGCUCAUGGUGUCGCUGUUGGAAUCGGAUGUGCAUUUCUCUUUCUUCCUAGCAUAGCUGUUGUCACAACUUAUUUUACCUCGCGACGUGCACUUGCAACAGGAAUCACAGCCUCUGGUGGUAGUAUUGGUGCUGUGAUUUUUCCAAUAAUGUUUCACAGACUUAUAGGCCCCCUUGGUUUUGGCUGGACAACUCGCGUUAUUGCGUUUAUCGCGCUGGCAGGGCAGGUAUUUGCCUGGUCUGUAAUGAAACAGCGUCUACCACCUCCCAAACAGACCCGGUCACUACUUGAUCUCCGCGCAUUCCGAGAGCCGAUAUUCGUCGUCUUUAGUUUUGGUCUAUUUUUCUCCUUCGUGGGCCUCUACUUCCCCUUCUUCUAUCUACCGAGCUUCUUCUCGUCUUCUCUGCAUGCGAGCUCCAACAUAUCGUUCUACAUAAUUGCUGUUCUAAACGCCUCCUCCGUCUUCGGGCGGAUCACGCCAGGCUUAAUCGCGGACCGUAUCGGUUCUUUGAACACACUUAUCCCCAUCAGUCUGAUCGCAGCGAUUUUGUCUUUCUCCUGGAUCGGAAUCCAUAAUGAAGGUGGUGCGAUUGUGUUCGCGUGUCUGUAUGGCUAUGCCUCUGGGGCUAUAGUCUCCUUGCCGCCCACUAUCAUUGCACGGUUAAGCCCCGACAUGGCUACUGUGGGGACCCGCAUGGGAAUGUGCUUUACUUUUGCGGGCACGGGUCUGUUGAUUGGGAAUCCUAUUGCAGGUGCUUUGUUGGAUUUGGAGGAUGCCAUGUUUUGGAAAGCCCAACUUUUCACCGCAAUCAUGGUAGUAACAGGGUCGGCAUUUUUUGUUAUGGUACGCUUAAUGAAGUUGAGACAAGACGAUGGAUGGAAAAUCUGA